CCUGCCUCCUCCUACGAUUUGCGGAUGACACCUACACGGACAGCUACAUUAGCACCAUCGGAGUGGACUUCAAAAUCCGGACCAUCGAGCUGGAAGGAAGGACCAUCAAGUUGCAAAUUUGGGACACGGCUGGCCAAGAGCGCUUCCGAACCAUCACCUCCAGCUACUACCGAGGCGCGCACGGCAUCAUCAUUGUCUACGAUGUGACGGACCAGGAAUACGCCGACUCGCUGGCCGUGCCCUUCCUGGAGACCAGCGCCAAGAACGCCACUAAUGUCGAGCAGGCUUUCUUGACCAUGGCGGCCGAGAUCAAGAACAGGGUCAGCAGCGGCCCGACGCAGGACAGCCACAAAUCGGCCGUCCACAUCCAGAGUGGCCCGUUACGGCAAGACGGCGUGGGGGCCGGCGAAGACGCGGGCAGAGGAUGCUGCUAAGAGGCCGCCGUCCCUGGAGGGCAGAGUUUGGGGUGUGUGUGUGCCUGGGAAGGGGGCCAUGCCAGCCCUGGGAAGACCCCCACCUCGCCUGCAGACUCGGAAUCUCAAAAUGGAGCAUCUGAACAUAACAUGACUUUCGGCGCCGGCUUCAUUCCACUUUUCUGGACCUUUGUCCAGAGGGCUGACCACUGUCCUGUCUAGCCGUGGUCAUCUUGCCCUCCAGAAAGCAGCCAAGUUGGAGCACACAUUCAGAAGAACCUCACAGUCCCUACUCCCUACAGCACAGGUUUCCUGCUUCAGCAGGGGGUUGGACUAGAAGACCUCCAAGGUCCCUCUCAACUCCGUUAUUCUGUUAUACAUACCGCAUGCCCUCCGUUACAUUUCGCGUUGGGGAUCGCAGCCCACUCCUCUUGUUUCUUUCAACACCGCCCCCCCGCACCUUAUUUCAUGGUUGAAGACCCUUAGGGGACCCCCGAAAUGAUAGUCACCCCUCUUCUCUCCACCCCCUUUCCUUGGGGGGGGGGCAGUUUUCUCCUCACUUGGGGGGACAGAAAUCAUAUGGCAAAUAUUUCUCGAUAGUUCUAACGGCCGUAAUCCCCUAAUUCGGGAAUGUUUUGAAUUUGCUCUCCCCUCCACCCCUUUUCCAUCAUUUGCCAGCUUCCCUAGGAUUUAAGAUUCCCUAAGGGAAAAAAGCUAAGGUUUUGAAUUAAAAAAUGGUAGGAAUGCAUGGUUCUACUUAACAUACACCAAUAUUUUUUUCAAGCUAGGCCAUUUCCAGAUGUGUGGACUUCAACUCCCAGAAUUCCCUGGCUGGGGAGUUCUGGGAAUUGAAGUUCACACAUCUGGAAAUGGCCUGGCUUGAUUUUUCUAGUGUAAAUAUGCCCCAAAACUGAAGCGCCACCAAAUUUAUGGGAAGAAUAUCGAUUCAGAAAACCCCAGAAUUCCCACAAACCUUUUCUUGGUAAUAAAAGUCCUAAACUCAGCAAGAUAAAUACAAGCCAGGGGAAAAAAAACAGAUAUUAAAUCCCUGUUCAGCAGAUCUACAAACCUCAGAUUCACACAGCUUUUGAAUACUAACAUAGCCUUUGUUUUUAAACCUACAAACCCCUUUUCCUGGGUAUUUUUAUCCCUGCAUCACAAGGGUGCAAAGAAAGUCAUUUUAGUCAUAUUUAGGUUUUUAUUUCCAGCUCACUUGCCCUGUUUUUUCCUGCCUCCAAGAAAUCAUAGGACUGAAUGAGUCAGAGAGUUUUAACUUCUCCCCAGCAGAGUGACUUCAUGGCUUGUUUAACCUCCUUGUUUUAAAGAGAGAAAAAAAUAAUACAUCUUUUUAAAGUCCAGGGCUGGUCUGAAUCGUACCUUAACAGAGUGACACGCUAAGCCCUAAACGACAAACCAAGGUUACAGAUAAAAGGCCAACUUUUAAGAGAAAGCACAAUUGCAUGGUUUGUAACUACUCGAGUUAAGGGGUUUUUGCGAAUCCAUCAGCCAGCAGUUCAGGCAAGUUGGUUGCUCGGAGGAUGAAGGUGGUGUAAGCAGGAAGGGAAAGAGUCGCACGCGUGUUCUGCUCGCCACAUGGAAGAAGUUUUGUGAGAGCUGCAAAUUUGUACAUGCAAAAUGCUUCUCUUUCAUUCAGGUCCAUAGAUUUGGGAUCCGUAUUCCACUAAUCUGCCCACAAAAGCCGAAUUGUUGGAAAGAUUUAUUGCUCCUGUGUGAACUUAUUUUAAGUUUUUCAUCCCAAAUGUUGUUGUGCUGCAUUUAAUGAAGACGUGAAGCCAGGUUUCAAGAGGUGUGGACUUCAAACUCCCAGAAUUCCCCAGCUGGUGUGCUAUUUAAGAUGUGUGGACCCAGCAAUUCUCCACUGGGGAAUUCUGGGAGUUGAAGUCCUUCCCUUCUUAACGUGGCCAAGGUUGAAAAAUUCUGCUUUAUGUGGUUUCAAACACAGUUUUUAAGAUUUGCUCCAGCAACUGCGGUCUGUAGGUCUGAAAGGAUCCUUUAAAAAUAGGGGAUUCUUUCGAAGUGAGGAGCAAUACAGACCUUGCUAGAGAAGAUCUCCCCAAGGCUUAAGAAAUCUGGGCCUUCUGUUGAGAGCAACAGUGGAUCCCAGAGAGAUCCUGGCAGGUAAGGAAGUCCCGCUGGAACCACAUGUAAUCUGCCCACUUUACCUUCCAGCGCACAGGAGCCAUUUUGCAUCCAAUGAUGCAGCUGGUGCACAGGCCAAUUGGGGGGCUGUGCUGGCAGACCCCAUUUGCAUGACGUCUGAUCUAACUGCCCCCCUUUUUAGAUCCGCUAUGAUUUUUUAGACCCACCAAAUCUCAUGUCCUCCCAGCCCUUUAAAAACCCUUGUAGUAACC
Thamnophis sirtalis is the source of this 2785-nucleotide messenger RNA. NCBI's taxonomy places the organism in Eukaryota, Metazoa, Chordata, Lepidosauria, Squamata, Natricidae. The record is from RefSeq and is a predicted model, not a curated record.